AUGUUAGGGGGUAGCCAUUUCAAGAAGAAAAUAGAAAAAAAAGAGCGUAAAAAAGAAGCUCGUAAGGCCUCACGCUCGGAGAACAAUCAUCAUCCCAAGAAGCACGUCACCUCUUCCUCAAGCGCUGUGAUUUCCUCUGAUGGGGGCAAGUCAGCCUACAAAAAUACGAACAAAAGCGUCCUUAAAGGCCCUGUCGUAUCCUAUGGCGAGGGCCCCAGCGUUACUGGUGUUCGCGAUUCCGCCAACAACCGACGGAACGUUCCCUUUCGCAAUAAGUUCGAGGAGCGGCAAUACCGCAAAAAACAUCCUCAACCCAACCCCGCUCAUGCGGGAAGGGAUGGGGCUGGGGGGAAUGCCAACCGCCCCACAAGGGCCUCGGAUCCAAAGCGCGCGCGCGGGGAGGCGGGGGGGGCCCGUCCCCCUCAAGGAAGUACUCCGACGAAUGGAAGUGCGAGCGCGAGGAAGGGGAGCGCGAACGCGAGCAGCGCGGCCCAGCGGCGGCGGGUCAUCCGACAUAAAGCCGACGACGACCUUCUCGACCACUUUCGUCAGCAGCUCAACGCGAGCACCUUUCGCUUGCUUAACGAGCAGAUUUACGGCGCCCCGACGGCCUUUGCCGGCCAACUCUUGCGGGACUCCGAGACCUUCCGGGACUACCACACCGGCUACCGCCAGCAGCUCGCCCAGUGGCCGAUCAACCCCAAUCAUCUCAUUCUGGAGGCCCUUUUAGGGGAUCGCCGAGGACGCUUUCUUCUGAAUCGCGGAAAAUGCAUGCCGGGGACAAUCCCGUCGUCGUGGGUGGUGGCGGAUAUGGGCUGCGGGGAGGCUGAGCUCGCGGCUAAGCUCCAGACGAAGGGCUACACCGUCCACUCUUUCGACUUCUGUGCGUUGAACGAGAUGGUGACCAUAGCAGAUACAACGAAGGUGCCGUUGGCGUCGAACUCCGUCGAUGUGUGCGUCUUUUCACUGAGUUUGAUGGCGACUGACUACGAAAAUAAUCUCUUCGAGGCGUUUCGGAUUCUGAAAAGUAAUCGUCUGCUCAAGGUGGUCGAGGUGCGCUCGCGGAUCCCCUCCGCGAAGAGGUUUGCUGAAAUGGUGGAGAGCAUUGGGUUUACAUUAGAUUUUCAGGAUGUUGUGGGUGAUUAUUUUGUUGCUUUUGAUUUUCUAAAAGGCAAUCAGGAGGAGGCGAAUCAAAACCUAAGCCACAUUCCUAGUGAGGUGCUUUUACCAUCUUUAUAUAAAAAACGCUAA
Molecule: messenger RNA, 1251 nt
Organism: Phytomonas sp. Hart1
Lineage: Eukaryota; Euglenozoa; Kinetoplastea; Trypanosomatida; Trypanosomatidae
Source: the annotation of a GenBank genome assembly